CGGUCACGAGCCAGGCUCCCCCUCCGUGGAGGAGGGGAGCGGGGCUGCGAGGGCUGGGCUCUACCUCACGGGUGGCGGCGGCGCUGGGCUCGGGGAGUGGAAGGGGGGUUGGGCUCGCCCUGACAGGAUUAAUUCUCUCCAGGACGGUCUCCCAGCGGCUGAGGGUGGGGGCCGCCCGCAGCCUCUCAGUGCCGCCGUCCGGCGCGGGUCGGGUGGCUGGGCGGGGGUCUGCUCCGAGCCGCCCGGCGGAGUCCGCGCGUCCGGCGGCGACGAUGGAUCUGGGGAGCGCCUGGCGGAGGGUGGCAGGCUCCCCUGCGCCCCACGGAGUCUGGAGACCUUGUUCCUCUUCCCCCUGCUGCUCCGCCUCGCUGCUGGAUAUGAACAGCUGGCUGCUCUUCUACGGCGUCCUGUACCUGGUGCUCUAUGCCCAGGUGUCCCAGUCCAAGCCCUGUGACAGGACCUCCUGCUUCUCCGGGCGGUGUGUCAACUCCACCUGCCUCUGUGACCAGGGCUGGGUAGGAGACCAGUGCCAGCAUUGCCAGGGCCGGUUCAAGUUAACAGAACCCUCUGGAUAUUUAACAGAUGGACCAAUAAAUUAUAAAUAUAAAACGAAAUGUACAUGGUUAAUUGAAGGAUAUCCUAAUGCAAUAUUAAGAUUAAGAUUUAAUCAUUUUGCCACAGAAUGUAGUUGGGACCAUAUGUAUGUUUAUGAUGGAGAUUCAGUAUAUGCACCUUUAAUAGCUGUAUUUAGUGGUCUAAUAGUCCCUGAGGUGCGGGGAAAUGAAACUGUUCCUGAAGUAGUUACUACAUCUGGCUAUGUGUUGCUACACUUUUUUAGUGAUGCUGCUUAUAACCUAACUGGAUUUAACAUAUUUUACUCCAUUAAUUCCUGUCCUAACAAUUGCUCAGGGCAUGGGAAGUGUACAACUAGUGUUUCCAUUCCAAGCCAAGUGUACUGUGAGUGUGACAAGUAUUGGAAAGGCGAAGCCUGUGAUAUUCCAUACUGUAAAGCUAACUGUGGGAGCCCAGAUCAUGGCUACUGUGAUCUGACAGGCGAGAAGCUGUGUGUGUGCAAUGAUAGCUGGCAAGGCCCUGAUUGUUCUUUGAACGUUCCUUCCAUGGAGUCUUACUGGAUUCUACCAAAUGUAAAGCCGUUCAGUCCUUCUGUAGGUCGGGCUUCCCAUAAAGCAGUUCUACAUGGAAAAUUUAUGUGGGUGAUUGGUGGAUAUACCUUUAACUACAGUUCAUUCCAAAUGGUAUUAAACUAUAAUUUAGACAGCAACAUAUGGAAUGUAGUACCUGUAUCAAAAGGACCUCUCCAGAGAUAUGGACACAGUCUUGCUUUAUAUCAGGAAGACAUCUACAUGUAUGGAGGCAAAAUUGAAACAAAUAAUGGGAAUGUCACUGAUGAGCUGUGGAUAUUCAGCAUAAACAGUCAAACAUGGAGUACCAAAAUUCCUGCAAUACUUGUACAUGGCCAACAGUAUGCUGUGGAGGGUCACUCAGCGCAUAUAGUAGAGUUGGACAGCAGAGAUGUUGUCAUGAUCAUCAUUUUUGGAUACUCUGCAGUGUAUGGCUACACAAGCAGUGUGCAAGAGUACUAUAUCAGAUCAAAUUCAUGGCUUGUACCAGAAACAAAAGGAGCAAUUGUACAAGGUGGAUAUGGUCAUACUAGUGUCUAUGAUGAAAUGACAAAAUCCAUUUAUGUUCAUGGUGGAUACAAAGCAUUACCUGGCAAUAAAUAUGGAUUGGUGGAUGACCUUUAUAGAUAUGAAGUUAAUACGAGGACAUGUGACAAGAUGCAGUUGAGACCACACAUCAACUUCCUUUUGCAUGCUUUCAACAGAUAUCGUGCACUGUCUGCACAAUCAAGAGAUGAUGUAAAUAUAGCUUGUGAUGAAUGGAAAAUUUUACCAAAACCUAAUCUGCAUCGAGAUUUGAACAGAUUUGGACACACUGCAGUUGUCAGUAAUGGGUCCAUGUACAUAUUUGGGGGUUUUUCAAGUGUUCUGUUGAAUGAUAUCCUUGUGUACAAGCCUCCAGACUGUGAAGCAUUCAGACAAGAAGAACUGUGUAAAAAUGCUGGUCCAGGGAUAAGAUGUCUGUGGAACAAAAACCAUUGUGAAUCCUGGGAAUCUGGACGUGCUAACAAUGUCCUUGAAGCAAAGUGUACCAGAAAAACAGCUGCUGCAGAUGACAGAUGUUACAGAUAUGCAGACUGUGCCAGUUGUACCGCCAAUACAAAUGGUUGCCAGUGGUGUGAUGACAAGAAGUGCAUUUCAGCGAACAGUAACUGCAGUAUGUCAGUCAAAAACUACACCAAAUGUCAUGUGAGAAAUGAACAGAUCUGUAAUAAAUUGACCAGCUGUAAAAGUUGCUCACUAAACCUGAACUGCCAGUGGGAUCAGCGGCAGCAAGAAUGCCAGGCUUUACCAGCUCAUCUGUGUGGGGAAGGAUGGAGUCACAUUGGCGAUGCCUGCCUCCGCAUAAAUUCUAGUCGUGAAAGCUAUGACAAUGCCAAACUAUACUGCUACAAUUUGAGUGGGAACCUUGCCUCAUUAACAACCUCAAAAGAAGUGGAAUUUGUUCUGGAUGAAAUACAGAAGUAUACAGUCCAGAAAAUAUCACCUUGGGUAGGUUUGCGCAAGAUCAACAUCUCCUACUGGGGAUGGGAUGACAUGUCUCCUUUCACAAAUACGACACUGCAAUGGCUUCCUGGAGAACCAAAUGACUCUGGCUUCUGUGCAUAUCUAGAAAGAGCAGAGGUGGCAGGGCUGAAAGCGAAUCCAUGCACCGCUAAGGCAGAUGGUCUUGUCUGUGAAAAACCUGUUGUUAGUCCUAAUCAAAAUGCUAGACCCUGCAAAAAAACAUGUUCCCUGAGAACAACAUGUUCCAACUGCACGAGCAAUGGCAUGGAGUGUAUGUGGUGUAGCAGUACAAAACGAUGCGUUGACUCAAAUGCCUAUAUAAUCUCCUUUCCAUAUGGACAGUGCCUAGAGUGGCAAACUGCCACCUGCUCUCCUCAAAACUGCUCUGGAUUGAGGACCUGUGGGCAGUGUUUGGAACAGCCUGGAUGCGGAUGGUGCAAUGAUCCCAGUAAUACAGGAAAAGGGCAUUGUGUGGAAGGAUCUUCAAGAGGGCCAAUGAAGCUCGUUGGGGUGCACUCCAAUGAAAUGGUUCUUGACACUAAUCUUUGUCCAAAAGAGAAAAAUUAUGAAUGGUCCUUCAUCCACUGUCCAGCUUGCCAGUGUAACGGGCACAGCACCUGCAUCAAUGGCAAUAUUUGUGACCAGUGUAAAAACCUAACUACAGGAAAACAGUGUGAAACAUGCAUGCCGGGUUACUACGGGGAUCCAACAAAUGGAGGCCAAUGUACAGCUUGCACAUGCAGUGGACAUGCAAAUAUUUGUCACAUGCAAACAGGAAAAUGUUUUUGUGCAACUAAAGGAAUCAAAGGAGACCAGUGUCAACUCUGUGACUCUGAAAACAGGUACCUCGGAAAUCCACUCAGGGGAACAUGUUACUACAGCCUUUUGAUUGACUACCAGUUUACCUUCAGCUUAUUACAAGAAGAUGAUCGCCACUUCACUGCCAUAAACUUUAUAGCAAACCCUGAACAGUCAAACAAAAAUUUGGAUAUAUCAAUUAAUGCAUCAAACAACUUUAACCUCAAUAUUACAUGGUCUAUUGGUUCUACAGCAGGAACAAUAUCUGGAGAAGAGAUUCCUGUUGUUUCCAAGACUAAUGUCAAGGAAUUUACAGAUAGCUUUUCUUGUGAAAAAUUCAACUUUCGGAGUAACCCAAACAUCACUUUCUAUGUGUAUGUCAGCAAUUUUUCCUGGCCAAUCAAAAUACAGGUUGCCUUUUCACAGCACAACACCAUCAUGGAUCUUGUGCAGUUCUUUGUCACCUUCUUCAGUUGUUUUUUGUCCUUACUGCUGGUGGCUGCUGUCGUUUGGAAGAUCAAACAAACCUGUUGGGCGUCUCGACGGAGAGAGCAACUUAUGCGGGAGCGACAGCAGAUGGCCAGCCGUCCCUUUGCUUCUGUCGAUGUAGCACUGGAAGUAGGAGCUGAGCAAACAGACUUUCUACGAGGGCCAUUAGAGGGUGCUCCUAAACCAAUUGCCAUUGAGCCUUGUUCAGGAAACAAAGCAGCCGUCCUUACUGUAUUUUUAUGUCUACCGAGAGGAUCAUCAGGAGUCCCACCCCCUGGUCAAUCAGGUCUUGCAAUUGCAAGUGCCUUGAUAGACAUUUCCCAACAGAAGCCUGCAGACAGUAAAGAUAAGAGUUCAGGAGUCAGAAAUCGAAAACAUCAUCUUUCAACACGUCAAGGAACUUGUGUGUGAGGUCCAGAAAAUGCACUUGUACAUUCUGUAAUGUUUUCCUUUUAAAUGGCUUCCAUUGAAAGCUAUACUACAGCCUCAGUUUUUCUGGAGGCAAACCUAUGGAUUAUGAUGAUGAAGAUGAUGAUGAUGAUAAGUAAUGUGUCCUGUUAUAUUCACACUUGCAGCCUGCUAUUCCCCACAGCAGAACAACCUUAUGGCAAAUAUGAGUCUAUUUGAUGAGUUUAUUUAGAAAUAAACUAAAUACUUGUCUUGAUGCUGAGUAUAUAUUGAGGUGGGGUGGGCAUUGAGUACAUCUAGGAAAGACUACACAUUGUUUUGUAAUGUAGAAGGAAAUUGUAUAAUUGAAAACUAAACUAUUCACAGGACACUAAAAGACAUUUUUGUAGAGCUUAAUGUAAUGGUGAGAAUUGUAUGGUUUUCUUCUCUUAAUUGGAGUUAAAAUACCCUUACAGAAAGCAGGAACUGAAGAUGCUGUUGUGGAUUUAGGGGUUGUUUUAUCAUUGCCCAAAUCUGAAGGUAGAUUUUGAAUUAAGCAGUAUGUAGGUGUAGCCAAGCAAAACAGCAAAUAUAUAUUUUGAUGAUCAUAUCAUAUAAAAACCUGAUUAAAGCAUAUCAUGGUUUUUUUUACCUUCUUAAAGGCCCUGACAUGCAGUCUGGGCUACAACAGGAUGAUGGGUGGACUUCAGUAUUUCACUUCAUAAGAAGUUUAUUAGAAUUCUGACUGACGUGUAUUGUAAAGAGUACAUGUUGGUCUUCCAUAUCAACUAAUUAUCAGAGCUGAUUGAGCAUGAAAAAUUCUAUCCUGAAAUCAAGUUUCCUUUUUUUCCAAAAGCUCUCUCCAAGAUUGCAAGCCUAAGGAGAAUUUAACUUGCUGUUACUUUGCAGUAGUAUACUUGCUUCUGCUUCAAUACUGUAAUAUUCUAAAGUGACUGUAAAUCAUUGUCCUCACCUCCCAGCAAAAAGGUUGCACCUCAAAUAGCACAUUGACCCAUCCAUAAUAAUAAUUAAUAAUAAAUUAUGAUCUUCCUCUGACCUUCCUUUCCCAGCUGCAGAAUUUCAUCUGAUCUUCACUUUCAUCCUAUUUAAAGAAAUAUCCUGCAUACAAAAUUCAUAUAAUAAUAAACUUCCAAAAGCCAGCUUGAUUCCAACAGUGGUUCUCAGAUCAUCCAUCUAAUAUGGGACCUCACCAAAUCAAUGCUCAACAACAAAAAAGCUAACGGAAAAGCAUCCUCUCUAGUAGGCAUUAGUCUAACAAGCUUUGGGGAGCUUGUUCACCAUGGUAAAAACUCCAGCAAACAGCUUCAUAUGGCCCUCCUCACUGUAUUUCCAGUGAGUUAUAAUUCUGAAAUACAGCAAAAGAAAAAGAGACUGUUAAGGGGAGGGAGGUAGCAAAUGGGUCUUAUUCUCAUUUAUGCAUUAAACGUUGAUGAUGGUUUAUGUGAAACCAAUAGUUUUGUUAGCUCUUGCUCGGAAGUGAAGUUUAUCACCUCCACCAUUGCCAAGGUGCUAAUGUAGGAGAGAGCCAGAGAGGUAUAAAUGCCUCUUGUAUAUGAUAGAGUUUUGGUAAAUAUGAAAGAUAUAAAAAAAAUUGAUGUUUACUACUAUAGCUGUAUUUUUCAUUUUCUUUUUUAUUUCAGGAAGGUGAUGACAUUUUACUGUUUACAGUUGACUACAUAGUUACUUGCAUGCCAUGGUGGUGCAGUAGCAGUAAUAAAGCCCUGUUGUGAGUUGAUAGUGUUUAUUUUGUAAUGCCAUUCAUACAUAAAACUAUUCCACUUAAUUUGGAUGAGGACUGAAUGUAAAAAUUAAAUAAAUAUUAAAAGGAAUGGUUGUACAGGAUUAUUAGGUUGCAUCUUACCAUGACUGCUAUAUUGUUUUGACAAAUUGUGCAUUUAUAAAUUAUGCUAUAAUUAUUCCUUAGCUGGCAUGAUUGUUUCAGUAUUUUCCUAUCUUAAAAUAUGACUGAUUCUUAAGCUAAAAUAAUGCCAUCACGAUAUUGUGUUUUUAUUGACUAUUCUGACCUCACUCCUUUAUUUCUUAAAACCUAAGAUUCAUUUUUAAAGAUUCUUUUGUGAAUUUUCAGUCAAUGCUACUUAAAACCUGGAAAAAAGAGUCUUCUGAAAAUAGCUCCUUCUGUCAGUUUUAAUGCAGAACUGCUUGGGUGAAAAUAAGCCAGUAGAACUGGUGUGCAUGGUGAAUUAGCCAUUCAAAAAGAAAAGAAAUAAACCACUUGUCUGGAAAUUUUCCUUAAUUCUGUAAUAUCUUUCUGUCGAAACAUUACACAUGAGAAAUGUACAUUUCUUUGUGUGUACCUGAGACCCAUGGUACCCAGGGCAUGUAUUCUACAGAGCAAUUUCUCUGACUGGAAUCCCCCAAGUGGGAAUUGCAUCUACCUGUAGUCACCUGGAGUUUGACGUUACUUGAAAAGUAAAUUUAAGUUUAAAUGGAUUAUAAUGUUUAUUGUAGCACUUGAGAUGGGCAGGUAUUCAUUAGGCAUUUUAUAAAGUUAUCAGUUAAAAACAUGUUGUUUUUAUUGUUCAGAUAAAAUACCAGUGUCAUGGGGUCAUUCAACAUUUUCAUUAUAUUCAGAGUACUUUUUCUAACACUUCCGUGACCAUUC
Messenger RNA from Terrapene triunguis (Three-toed box turtle), 6966 nucleotides. It is a transcript of the gene ATRNL1, whose product is annotated as attractin like 1. NCBI's taxonomy places the organism in Eukaryota, Metazoa, Chordata, Testudines, Emydidae. The transcript is spliced from 29 exons. Gene Ontology annotation, cellular component: Golgi apparatus. Gene Ontology annotation, molecular function: protein binding. The record is from RefSeq and is a predicted model, not a curated record. Bases 273 to 4346 code for a protein of 1357 amino acids.